Molecule: messenger RNA, 1248 nt
Organism: Rotaria socialis
Lineage: Eukaryota; Metazoa; Rotifera; Eurotatoria; Philodinida; Philodinidae
Source: the annotation of a GenBank genome assembly
AUGAAUAAUGAUGAAAUUGUUUCGGAUGUUAUCACAUUAAUCCAUUCAACAACACAAUCAAGUUAUGUUAUUUGUUCACAACUUUCAUCAAAACUAUUUUCAUAUUUAUCACAGAUUCAUUUAAAAGAUGAUCAAUGGAAUGAAUUAAAAGAAGCUAUUGAACGUUUUGAUCGAAGUAUUGAUCAUCCGGAUGUUCAUCAGUUUCGACAAUUGAUUGAAACAAUAAGUGCUUGUUCAAAUGAUUGUGAAGAACGAAAUUAUACUCUAGGACGUGAUAGAAAUACACUUAAUGAUUCGAUUAGACAACUACGAGAUUUAUUAAAAUCUCAUGUUGACCUUCGUUGUUUUUUACUAACUAAAUUAAUUGAACAACAAACUAUUCGUUUAUAUUUGAUUGAUGUUAUGAAUUUAGCUGGCAUGAAUGUUGGAAAUCAAACUCAUGGUAAUCUAUUUGAUAUUGUUCGACUGCUAUGUCAAAUUGAUCCAACAUUUCCUACAUCAAGUGUCAUUGAUCAUCCAAUUCUAUUAAAUUGUAUUCAAGUUAUUGAAACAAAUGUCAACAGUAUUAAUUCAAAAGAUGACAAUAUUAAAUCAACGGUGAUAUCUGCUCUACAUCUUCUAACAAACAUUCUUCUAAAAAACGAACCAUUUCCCAUGCAGACUAAUAGUCAAUUAUCGAAUGCUAACUUUUUAACAUGUAUGUUUCAAUUGAUUGAAAAUAAUUAUAAUGAUGAUGAAUUAGUUAUGACAACCAUCAAAUUUUUAUUAUCAUAUAAUUUACGUUUCGAUUAUCCAAAUACAAAUCCUGUAAUACUUACAUUAAUAAGAAUAAAUGAACAACUAUCAUGUCGACAAUUAAUUGAACGAUUGAUAUUAUUAUUCAAUCGAAAUAUUGAUCCGAUUGAACAGAAAACAACUAAUUCCGUAAUCAAAUUUUUCGCUGAUUUAUUUGAUGAUCAAAAAAAUGCAAGUGAUAUAAUUUUAUUUGAUUCUGAUCGACGUUUAAUGGUUGAAAUAAUAAGUCGAGAAUUAACCGAUCGUUCUUGUACGGAUGGAAUAACAACAGCGUAUCUUUCAUUAUUAGAAUUAAUUUUUCGUAAGAAAACCAUCACACAUGAAACAUGUACACGUUUUGAUGAACUUCAACAAUCGUUUCAAUCGUAUCUGUCUACAGAGCAUUGUUUGAGUGAAAAUCGUUUUAUUAUAAAUGAAAUCAUUCAACAACAUAAUUGUUUCUCUUUGAUUUGA